This is a messenger RNA of Cylindrotheca closterium, 5265 nucleotides long. The record is from the annotation of a GenBank genome assembly. NCBI's taxonomy places the organism in Eukaryota, Bacillariophyta, Bacillariophyceae, Bacillariales, Bacillariaceae.
AUGCCAACUGAAAGCGACGGCCAAGGCGAGUCGCCCCCAGACCCUGCCCACAGCGGGUCUGACCAAAUCCGGCCAAGAAACAGGAAUCGGCGAGGCAAGCAAAAGAACAACACCAAGUUUGGAGCUGCAUCUCAAUCCAAGCCCCCUUCAACUGUGGAACCAGAGCUCAAGGGAUAUUACUAUGAGCUCCCAAACGUGGAUCCAAGAGUGCCCCCAUUCCUCCAAGUCGUGAAGGCCCACAUUGCUUACUUCGUGUCAAACCGAAAGGAUGCUUCCGAUUACCUGAUGGUGGGAGAAUCAACUUCAACCGCCAAAGACCCAUUCUCUCUGCCUCCUUUGGUUGCACCAAACCUUCCGGAUUGGGACAACAAACAGGAAGAACAUGAUUACUUGAAGAAGGACAAAAAGUAUGAGGCGGAGAAGUCUGUGCGCAAGGCAAAUGAAGCAGCUCUUUGCGCAAUGUUGAAACGCCACUGCUCCGCAGCAUUCCUGAGCGCUGCUGAGAGCCAUCCAAAGUGGGGCACGGUCAUCGCGAACAACAGCUCAAUGGACAUGCUCAAGGUCUUCCAGAUCGUAGCGGCCACGGGCGGAUCCACCAACGUUGAUCCAACUAUGAUGGGUGUCGAAGCUCAAAGAAAGGCCUACACCUGCAAGCAGAAGGAAAACCAAACCAAUGCAGAGUACCUUCAAGUCUUCAUGCAGCUUUCCAAUACGGCCAGAUUCUGCGACUGCCCCAUGGGAGCCUCCCUAUCCAGGCUCAUUCAAGAGACCGGCAAAUCGGACCCAACACUGGCUGAACUGAGAGCGGUAGAAGAGAAGGUUGUGGAGAAGGAGAUGGCGAUGGCUUUUCUCCUCGGAGCAGACAGAAAGCGGUAUGGGGGCCUUAUUGCCCAGGCCAACAAUGCAAGACUGUUCAGCGGAAGCGACACGUUUCCCACCACCAUGUCAGGAGCUAUCGAAUUGCUCAACAACAGCAAGCCACUUGUUGCCUCGUAUCAUUCAAGCAUCCGCAGCUCGGAAAUCGGUGCGUCAUUCCUUGCCGACGGCCAGCCAUCCACUGAGAGCGGGACGGGCGGUCGCGGCGGCGGUCCCAACGGAAGAAGCGGCGGCGGUCGGAACGGCGGGCGCGGAAGCAGCGGGCGCGGUGGUCGCGGGCGAGAUUUUGAGCGACGUCCAAAUAGAAACCACGAACAACACGAAACUCACAUCACUGACACAUCCAACAAUAACAAUAACGAUGAAGUUGACGAGUAUUUGACCACUGAGGAACCUAGCGAUUCAACCAACCCAGUCAAUACUGACUCCAUAGCAGUCGAUGAAGACGUUUCCACCACUGAGCACCUCUUCCUCCAUUCCAACAACAAGUCGUAUGUGAAACUCAUUCCCAAGCGCCACCCGCAAUCAGGCCUACCGGUAACAUGGAUCGUUCUGGACACUGGGUCUACAGCAAACAUCUUUUGCAAUCGAUCACUACUACAAAACAUUCACAAGGUCCAACAUGGACUGAAGGUCCGAUGCAAUGCAGGGGUGGUACAAUUGAACAUGAAGGGAUAUUUUGGGGAUUAUCCGGAUCCAGUAUGGUUCAACCCCGAUGGGAUCGCCAACAUCCUAUCAUUCCAUGAUGUCAACAAGCACUACCACGUUGUGUAUGACAACAGGGGGGCAGAUCGAUUCGUGGUGGACUUUGGCGGUACCAAGAAGGUCGAAUUCCUCCCAACCGACAAGGGAUUGUAUCACAUCGACCUCGAUGACUACUGCAAGACGUCAUGGACGUUCCUGGAAACUGUGAAAGAGCAGAAAGCCAAGCACACCAAAGCGGCUGUAAUGCGAGCGGCGCAGGCUCGACACAUUCAAAACAUCAUCGGCCGACCAGGAGAUCGACGAUUCACUGAUAUCGUGAACAAAAAUCUGCUCCGUGACUGUCCUGUGACAGCGGAAGACAUCAGAGUGGCCCACAACAUUUAUGGACCUAAUCUCGGAUCGCUGAAAGGAAAAACCACUUCCCGCAAUGACAGCCACGUAAGGACCGAGGUGGGACCAAUUCCAGACCACAUCCAGCAACUCUAUUCAGAGGUCACAUUGGCAAUUGACAUAUUAUUUGUAAACAAAGUCCCGUUCCUGGUCAGCAUUUCCAGGCACCUGAAGUUCGGUACUGUGGAGCGCCUCACCAACCGACGCAUCAAGACCAUCACCGACAGUAUGCGCAAAGUAUUUGAACUGUACUCCCGACGCAACUUCAAAGUCACAUGCAUUCUUGGGGACCCAGAGUUUGAGCCUCUGAAACAACAAUUCCCCAACAUCCAGGUCGACUGCUGUGGUGCAGAUGAGCAUGUGCCGGAAGUAGAGCGUUUUAUCCGCACUAUCAAGGACAGGGUGCGCAGCACAUAUAACAUGCUGCCAUUUCGACGAAUUCCCAAACUGAUUCUAGAACACAUGAUUCGAAAUGCAGUGUUCUGGCUCAAUGCUUUCCCAGCAUUGGAUGGGGUUUCUGACACGCUUUCGCCUAAAUACAUUGUAACCGGAAGAAAUGUAAACAUGAAACUCCAUGUCCGCACCGAAUUCGGCGCAUAUGUCCAAACUCAUGAGGAACAUUCCAAUGAUAUGCGUGCACGCACGCUGGGCGCAAUAUGCCUUGGGCCCACUGGUGCAGCACAAGGCUCACACUAUUUCAUGAGCGUUGCAACCGGCAAGCGCAUCACAAGGCAACAUUGGACACCACUACCCAUGCCUACUGAUGUCAUCGAGGCCGUCAGCAACCGUGGACUACAACAGGGCAUGCCCACUACACUGACAUUUGCAGACCGACACGGAAGGGAGCUUAUUGACGACGAUGACGAAGUGGACGACGAUCACGACUCCUUGUACAGCUCUUCCGAUGCGUCCGCCACCCACACUCACACAGAUGACGAUGACAUUAGCUAUGACAGUGAUGCUAGCGAUGUCACCCUGCCACCUCCACAAACACCUGUGGACGAUGAUGCCAGCGCCUACGACGACAACAAUUCCGUAGAUGACGCUGAUGAAAAUGAUACUACUCACAGCAAUGAUUCUGACACUGAUGAUCCCGAUAACGACCAGCCUCCCGACAACGCCGGCAUCCUGCCCGCAGGAGUGAAUGAACAUCAGCUGCAACAACACCAACCACAGUUCCCUGAUGAAAACACAGGAGUGAAUGCCAGAAACACAGGAGUGGACGCCAGAAAUACAGGAGUGGGCAGGGGAAACACAGGAGUGGACGCCAGAAAUACAGGAGUGGGCAGCAUAAGCACACAAAUGGACCCCCAAGAUGGCGGUUCCACAACCAGUGAUGACAGUGACUACAGUUCGGAAGAUGAUGACGCCCGAGAACAAGCUGCCGCGGACACACAACUGGAUGAAUUGAUCGAAGAGAUCCAACAAGAGGUGCAACAGGAAGUACAAGAACUUCAGAACUUGACCCAAAAUCAGAAUCAACAACAAAUCAAUGAUGACAUGGAUAGAGCGUAUGGUGAAAGAGGACAUGGAAGGAACCUUCGUCCCAGAAAAUACCCAACAACUCAUGGAGAUCACCAGGUCCUCAUCCAGGUUCCACACAGGGACGAACCUGUACCGGAAUACACAGAGAUGGUAACCUUGUUCCAUCAUGAAGUGGCUUUUCUAACAGAACAAAUGUCAGCAAAGAAAGGAUUGAAAGUGUUUGGAGAAUCAGGAGCAGAGGCCAUCGUGGCGGAGAUGCAUCAGAUACACUACAGGAAUGUGCUAUCGCCCAAGUACAGGAGCCAACUGACACCAGAACAAAGGAGGAACGCCUUGAGAUACCUAAUGUUCCUGAAGGAAAAGAGAUGUGGAAAGGUCAAGGCCCGCGGAUGCGCCGACGGGCGCCGCCAACGUCUCUACAAAACAAAGGAAGAGACAUCCGCGCCGACUGUACGCACCGAGUCCUUCAUGAUCACGUGCGCAAUUGAUGCCAAAGAAGGCCGCAAGGUCAUGACAAUCGACAUUCCUGGAGCAUUCAUGCAGGCUGAUACAGACGAGAUUAUCCACGUCAAGUUCGAAGGGGAGAUAGCCGAACUACUAACAAAAGUUGACCCAGCCCUUUACACUAAAUACGUUGCAUAUGAAGGAAAGAAGCCGGUCAUCUAUGCACAGCUGAACAAGAACCUCUACGGGACCUUGCAAGGAGCGUUGUGCUGGUGGAAGAACCUUUCUGGGUUCCUGGUGGACGAAUUGGGGUACGAGGCCAACCCGUAUGACAGCUGCGUUGUCAACAAGAUGAUCAAUGGAAAGCAAUGCACCAUCAUCUGGCAUGUCGACGACUUGAAGGUUUCCCACAUGGAGCAAGAAGUCCUUGAGGAUAUUGCAUCUAGACUGAGUGAAAGGUACGGAAAGGAGGCACCCCUCACAAUCCAGAGAGGUGACGUGCACGAAUACCUUGGGGUCACGAUCGAUUUCAGCGAAAAAGGAAAGGUAAAGUUUUCCAUGGAUGAUUACGUCGACAGGUUACUCGAAGAAACCCCAGAGGAUAUGAAAGGACUGGCUACAUCACCGGCCGCCAAUCAUCUAUUCCAAGUCAAGAAUGAGCCGGUAUUGUUGGACAGCAAGAGGGCCGAACUAUUCCACCACAUUACGGCAAAACUUUUAUACCUAUGCAAGAGAGUCAGAGGGGACUUAAUGACUGCAGUUGCAUUUUUGACAACCAGAGUCUCCAAGCCAGACGAAGACGAUUAUGCAAAAUUGGGCCGAUCCAUCAAAUAUUUGAGAGCUACCAAGUACAUGCCCCUGACAAUUGAGUUGGACGACAAGUUUGUCAUGCAAUGGUGGGUGGACGCGUCCUUCGCAGUUCACAAGGACAUGAAGAGCCACACUGGUGCUGUAUUGACCAUGGGUAAGGGCGCCAUCAUCGCUAUCUCAACCAAGCAAAAGAUCAAUACCGACAGUUCGACUGUAGCAGAGUUGGUUGGAGUACACGAUGCACUACCUAUGAUCAUGUGGUCCAGAUACUUCAUCAUUUCACAAGGAUACGAAGUAGUCGACAACAUCAUCCACCAGGACAAUCAGAGCGCCAUGCUGCUGGAGAAGAAUGGAAGAUCAUCUUGCGGCAGGAAGACAAGAGCCCUCGACGUGCGAUACUUUUCUAUUACUGACAAGAUCAAGAGUGGAUUCAUGAGAGUACUUCACUGCCCGACAGCCAAAAUGCUGGGAGACUUCUUCACCAAGCCUACGCAGGGAACACUGUUCCGCACAUUCAGAAACCUCAUUAUGAACCCUUCCGACCAAUACUCCUAA